AUGCCGCGAAACCUCGAUAUGGACGGAGAGCAGAAUGUUAUGGAGCCUUGGGAGUUGGUGGUCUUCAAGCUUGUGCUCCAUUUUCUGAAAACGAUGCUGCUGAGAGGCAUCCAGAAGCUAUCGAUCGCAUUUCUUAGCCUAAUGGAAGGCCUUUCGAUGCGAGGAACGGAACAGGACGAUGUGGCAACGUUCGACCAACUGUCGGCCCAUUGGUGGGAACCGAACGGACAGAUGAAGCUGCUGCACAAACUGAACAAACUGCGUGUCCCGAUGGUUGUGGAAGGACUCAUCAAGACGGGCAAACUCGAUCGUAAGCAACGUCACACCACGGACUCGCUGAAAGGUUUAACGAUCCUGGACGUUGGUUGUGGGGGCGGUAUCUACACGGAGGCCCUUGCCAAGCUGCACGCGAAGGUCGUCGGUAUCGAUCCGGCUAAGCACCUCAUCGAGGUGGCGAAGGCUCACGUGGAGAAACAACCCGAGCUCAGGGAACGUUGCCAUUACGAGGAAGUUUCGAUGGAGGAGCACGCGCCGCACCACGUUGGCAAGUACGAUGUGGUCGUUCUGUCCGAAACGAUCGAGCAUGUUGUGGACAAGAGUAUGCUGCUGAAACAUGUUGCUACGGUGUUGAAGCCGGGUGGUUCCGUGUUCGUUACCACCUGGAACAAGUCGACCUGGGCCUGGCUGCUGGCCGUUGUCGUACUCGAGAACAUUAUGAAGCGGCUACCGAGGGGGUCGCAUGACUACGAUAAGUUCAUAUCAAUAGAAGAUCUCGAGGCGAUGCUGGAAGGCUACAAUUGCCGCACGAUCGAGCUUCGCCCGUUCUAUCUGAAAUUCUGGAUGGACGAGUGGAUCUGGGUGCCGUUUACGAAAAUGUCCUACGCGGUACAUGCAAUCAAGGAAUAA
Anopheles aquasalis is the source of this 906-nucleotide messenger RNA. Its product is annotated as ubiquinone biosynthesis O-methyltransferase-like. Gene Ontology annotation, molecular function: 3-demethylubiquinol 3-O-methyltransferase activity; polyprenyldihydroxybenzoate methyltransferase activity. NCBI's taxonomy places the organism in Eukaryota, Metazoa, Arthropoda, Insecta, Diptera, Culicidae. The record is from RefSeq and is a predicted model, not a curated record. Gene Ontology annotation, cellular component: mitochondrion. Gene Ontology annotation, biological process: ubiquinone biosynthetic process.